AAACAGGGAUAAACAUCAAUGGGAGAAGGAAACCAAACUUUUGUGCUUGAAUUUACCUUGCUGGGACUUUCACAGGAUCCAAAGAUCCAAAUCUUGCUGUUCUGUGUUUUCCUGGUCAUUUACCUUCUCUCUGUUUUUGGAAACCUGCUCAUAAUUAUCCUUAUCCAAACUGACCCUCGACUUCACACUCCCAUGUACUUCUUCCUCAAAAACUUGUCCUUUGUUGAUCUUUGUUUCUCUACAAGCAUCGUUCCCCAGAUGUUGGUCCACUUCCUUGUAAAAAAGAAAACCAUUUCCUUUGCUGGGUGCUCACUACAGAUAGCUGUCUUCCUCCUAGCAGGGUGUACAGAGUGUGUUCUUCUGGCGAUGAUGUCCUAUGACCGUUACGUGGCAGUCUGCAGGCCCCUACACUAUUCUACUCUCAUGACCCAGAGGGUUUGUAUCCAGUUGGCCACAGUGUCCUGGAUCAGUGGGGCAUUUGUAUGUUCAGUGGACAGUGCAUUUACACUCUGUCUCCCCUACCAGGGGCAGAACAUAAUUAAUCAUUAUUUUUGUGAACCUCCUGCACUCCUGAAGCUGGCUUCUGUAGAUACCUACAAUGCUGAGAUGGCCCUCUUCUCAAUGGGUGUGAUUGUUCUCCUAGCUCCUGUCUCCCUCAUCCUGGUCUCUUACUGGCAUAUUAUCUCCACUGUGAUCCGGAUGCAGUCAGGGGAGGGGAGGCUCAAAGUGUUCUCUACCUGUAGCUCCCAUCUCACUGUUGUGGUUCUCUACUACGGCUCUGGAAUAUUUGCCUACAUGAGACCCAAUUCCAAGACAAUGAAUGAAAGGGAUAAGGUCAUUUCUUUGUUCUAUUCAGUUAUGACUUCAAUGCUGAACCCCAUAAUUUACAGCCUGAGGAACAAGGAUGUGAAGGGAGCUCUGAGCAAACUGGCUGGAAGAUAG
This is a messenger RNA of Odocoileus virginianus texanus, 942 nucleotides long. The record is from RefSeq and is a predicted model, not a curated record. NCBI's taxonomy places the organism in Eukaryota, Metazoa, Chordata, Mammalia, Artiodactyla, Cervidae.